Thecamonas trahens ATCC 50062 is the source of this 750-nucleotide messenger RNA. Its product is annotated as member Ras oncogene family RAB32. The transcript has 2 exons. Gene Ontology annotation, biological process: vesicle-mediated transport. Gene Ontology annotation, cellular component: trans-Golgi network; vesicle; Golgi apparatus. NCBI's taxonomy places the organism in Eukaryota, Apusomonadida, Apusomonadidae. The record is from RefSeq and is a predicted model, not a curated record. Gene Ontology annotation, molecular function: GTP binding; GTPase activity. The coding region runs from base 36 to 692 and encodes 218 amino acids.
CUCUGCCAACCUGUUCUCUCAGCUUUGGUGUCGAGAUGGCAGCCAUUGACGAGGACGCGCCGCAGCUGGAGUUCUUGUUCAAGGUCAUCUUGGUGGGAGAAGAGGGGACGGGCAAGACAGCAAUCAUCAACCGGUAUGUGCGGGAUGUGUUCAAGGAUUUCCGCGCUACGAUCGGAGUCGACUUUGCGCUCAAAGUUCUUGAGCUGGAUGCCAACACCGUUGUGAGGCUGCAGCUGUGGGACAUUGCCGGGCAGGAGCGGUACGGCAAGAUGCUGCGGGUGUACUACAAGGCGGCCGUCGGCGGCUUUGUGGUCUUUGACGUCACGCGGCCGGCCACCUUUGAGCGGGUCAAGUCGUGGAAGAAAGAUAUUGACGACAAAGUCCACCUUGCCGACGGCUCGCCCAUUCCGGUCGUCCUCCUCGCCAACAAGUGCGAUCUGAAGGACUCGGUCGAGGUCAACCUGGAUCCUGAAGAGAUGCAGCGGUUCUGCGACGAGUACGGCUUUGCCGGCUGGUUUGAGACCUCGGCCAAGACUGCGCGCGGCAUUUCCGACGCCGGCCGCUUCCUUGUUCACCACAUUCUCGAGAACGAGGCCAAGGUCAACGUGGCCCCGCAACAAGUACUCGAUCCCUCGGUCGUCUACCUCUCACAGGAGCCGCCCAAGAAGGAGUCCAAGGGCUGCUGCGGCUAGACGCCCGCGAGGGCGUGCUCGCUGGGUUGGGGAAUAGUAAAGCAAAAGUGGAAGAGCG